AUGACCAAUUGUCACCGUGUGCCAUUAACUCCUUCGCAUGUCAUCUUCAUACACCUACACCAAAUCGAUGUGAGAGGAGAACUUCUGCUUGCAGUAUCAGGAAAUGACCUAAGACCCUAUUGGAGCAUGCUACUGCCCUUCUCAUAUGCCAUAGUUUCAGGUGCAGUAGGUUCAUGCUCGGUGUUGUUUGCUAAAUCGCUUUCUAACCUAUUACGGCUGGCUAUGUCCAAUGGUUAUCAGUUGCACAGCUGGUUCACAUAUUCCAUGCUUCUUUUAUUUCUUAGUACUGCUGGAUUUUGGAUGACCAGGUUGAAUGAAGGGCUGUCAUUGUUUGAUGCAAUUCUUAUUGUUCCCAUGUUUCAGAUAGCAUGGACUUUCUUCUCAAUCUGUACAGGAUUUAUAUAUUUUCAGGAAUAUCAGGUAUUUGAUGCAUUAAGGACAACAAUGUUUAUACUCGGAAUGAUGUGUGUAUUUAUUGGCAUUUCUUUACUGGCUCCAGAUGAAUCAAAAGGUCCUGAGACGAAAGAUGGUUCUUUGGAUUCCAUGGUGUCCUCUGCCACUUCAACAGAAGUGAACAGGCUGGUAGUGUCUACUGAAGAAGCACAGAAUAAAGAUCCAAGAUCAUUUGUCAAAGCAGUGGUAAUAAAAAUUACAGAUUUGUUGGUCAAGGCAAAGCUUCUUGAUAUCUCUUUGCAGACUUCUUGUGCAUUAUCUCUUGGUUUUGGGGAGGAUACCAUCAAUGCUUCAUCGGUUCUUGUGAUGCCAAUGAUGUCAUCAAGAAUGACUGGAUUUAGAGGUAACGGGCUUGAGCGAGCAAGAAUUUUGUCCAUGCGAAAUUCUGGUUGGAGCAAGAUCCCAAUGGAUGAUGGGAAAUUGCUUGAUGAUAGUUCGGUUGUUCCUCCUAGCCCUUAA
Messenger RNA from Sphenostylis stenocarpa, 912 nucleotides. NCBI's taxonomy places the organism in Eukaryota, Viridiplantae, Streptophyta, Magnoliopsida, Fabales, Fabaceae. The record is from the annotation of a GenBank genome assembly.